AUGGAAGACGAUAAAGCCAAUACCAUUUCAUUAAAUGAUAAAAUAUGCCAGAAUAGUAGUGCCAUUGCAUCGUUAGUUUGUCAACAGUGCGACGCAACACUGCCAAAUUUUAUUGAAUUUGGCUGUCAUAUGCGAAGUCAUUUGAUAAAUUCUGAUCAAAAGCAGAAAUGCAAUUUUUGCAACGUUGCCUUUUAUGACCCUAUAGCUCGAAUAUCUCACCUUGUAGAUCAUUUCAUUGAGAAUAGCAUUCACAUAUUAUGCAAGAAAUGCCCAACUAUAUCAUUUUAUACUUUUCAACAAAUUCAACAGCACCAUGCAGAUGCGCAUCUUGAAGAACAUUCUAUUACUCAUAUAGAAGAAGUUUUACGAUAUCAGUGCACUGCAUGUAACAUUUCAUUUGAAACACGUGACCUGUUCGCCAUUCACGUACAGCUUGUUCACGACCGACCAACACUAUUAAAUCUCCCAUACAAUAAUAACCAGCAAAAUGUUGUAACAGUUAACUCAAGUAAAAGGCAAGGAAUUACUGAUAUUCAGGUAGGAAGUCGGUUAGUCAAAUGUAUGGUAUGUGAUAUUAAAUUUGAAAAUGAAGAUAAGUUGGACUUCCAUCGCUUAAUUAUGCAUUGCAAAGAGGUACAGGUAAUCCCUAUACAGGUACUCCGAUCAGAUCGAUGUGCAAAUUGUCAGGCAGAAAUUCAUACAGCUGCUCAAUUCAAAGAUCACAUGCAUGAGCAUAUUCGGAAGGAACGCAACAUAAUGUGUAUUAUUUGUCGGCAAGCUCUUCGGAAUGAUACGCAAAUUGAUGUUCACGCAAAAUAUCACAUGCAGAUGAUUCAUAAUAGCUCAGAAUUGAAUGAGCGGUCUGAAAUAUGUCAACAGCAUUUUCCGAAAGAAUCACUGGAAGUUCAUAUCGUGGAGCAUUCUAGUCAAGGAGAUUGUCCAUACUGUGAGAAACACUUCUCAGACAUUCACUGCUUGCUCUCACACAUUGAUUCAAAGCACUCUAAUCAGCAAGCAAUUAUUCAGUGCCAAACAUGUCAUAAAGCUUUUCAUUUCAAGUCUCAGUUACAAAACCAUCGUUGUCAAAGCAGUGUGCAAGGAAUAUUCUUCAAUUCGCCUCGGAAAUGCGCAUCACCGAAAGCGACAGAACAGAACGCUUUUCAGUUUCCAUACUGUCCUGAGUCAGAAAAUGCUUUGCAAGGCAAUUUUCACGCGCAUUCAAAGCAAGCAUUUUGUUGUGAUCUCUGCACGCUGACUUUUUCCUCUCACACACGCUUUGAAGCACAUCGUAAAACACACGUCGAUGAAGAAGGCUGA
Messenger RNA from Thelazia callipaeda (thelaziosis nematode), 1317 nucleotides. The record is from the annotation of a GenBank genome assembly. NCBI's taxonomy places the organism in Eukaryota, Metazoa, Nematoda, Chromadorea, Rhabditida, Thelaziidae.